GGGUGUAGGACAGCACUUACUAAACUCUUCCCAGAUUCUGAAAUGGAGGAUUUAAUGACAAGUGAGUUUGCUGAUUUUGUAGCCUCCAAUGGUCAAAGUGUUUCCGCUCUCCGUGACAAGUAUAAAAAGGAUUCUCAUGCUUGGUGGUACCUCAAUGGCCAUACAUCACCAAACCUUCAAACUCUUGCAAUCAAAGUUUUAUCGCAAGUUGCUAGUUCCUCUUCAUCUGAGCGAAAUUGGAGCACAUACUCCUUUAUCCACUCAGUGAAACGCAACCGACUGGCAGCAAGUAAGGCAGAAGAGCUCGUUUAUGUGCAUUCAAACUUGCGCCUUCUUACUCAUAAACAAAAUGAGUAUAAGGAUGGGAGCACAAAGUUUUGGGAUGUAGAUCCAGAGCGAACUGAUUUGGAUUUUUCAGCUGCCACACAAUCUUUACUUUCUGGGGAGUCUGAUAGCCAAUGUGCUGCUAGUGCAAGUGGCAGUGAGGCUGCAUGUGGUUCCAGUACUCUACCUACAUCAUCUAAUGUCAAUGAUGAUGUUGAUCUUGAUCUUCCUAGUGACCCAUAUGAUGCUAUUGCUGAUUAUUAGUUGUGUCAUUUUAUUGUUGAACGGUUGAGCCAGUGAACAAUGAAUUCGAUAUCUAUCAUAACAUUCAAAGUUUGUAAUUUUGUUAUAGACUUAUAGUUAUAUCAAUAUGAAUCAUAUAUGAUAGUUCCAAGUUUUGUUUAGCAUAUGGAUGAUAUGUGGGAUUCUAAAUUUAAUUUUUGUUUCUACUUAUUAGAGUGUAUAUAUGUAUAUAUUUAUGAUUUUUACAUUUUUUUGUACGGACGUACCCAUACGUACCCAGGCCCCCCCUAAAAAAAAUGCCGUACCAGCGUACCGUACCCACGUACCCGUACCCGUACCCGUACCCGU
This is a messenger RNA of Cryptomeria japonica (Japanese cedar), 915 nucleotides long. RefSeq lists its product as uncharacterized. The coding region runs from base 43 to 588 and encodes 181 amino acids. Gene Ontology annotation, molecular function: protein dimerization activity. The transcript has 2 exons. NCBI's taxonomy places the organism in Eukaryota, Viridiplantae, Streptophyta, Pinopsida, Cupressales, Cupressaceae. The record is from RefSeq and is a predicted model, not a curated record.